AUGAAUUUCAUAAAUGAGAGUCAUUUUAUCUUUUUAUUAAUACUUUUGACUUCGCCACUGUAUCACAAUGCUUCUAUUGAGGAAGCGAAGUUUUGCGGAUUUGAACAAACGUGUUCGAAAAACAUCACAAAACGUGUGUUACCGUAUACAUCCUGUUGCAAACCUUGUGAAUGUGAUGAUGUAUGUGUAGAAAAGGGAACAUGCUGCCGAGAUAAAAAGGGACUUGUAGAUGCGGACAUUGUUGUAAAACAAAAAUGCAUUCCAGCUGUAUAUACACCAACUGGUGCCCCUGUACCAGAACGUAGCAUGUACUAUUUUACAAGAACAAAGUGUCCUACGGCUUUUAAUGAUAUGACAAUAAAGGCCAAAUGUGAAGGAGAUAUGCCUGAAACAAUAACAGAUGUAAUACCAGUUUCUUCUCGUGAUGGAAAAGUGAUGUAUAAGAACAAAUAUUGCAGUUUCUGUCAUGGUGAAAGAAGGACAUACAAUUGGGGUGUUACUGUACAUGCAGCUUCUUCUCAAACUUGCCGUGAUAUAUUUCGACCCGAAAGUCUAGACAUUGGUACCUUUUCUACUAAAGUACUGUCACAUUGUAUUUUAGCAUUCAGCCGGCCACCAAACGUUGAUUACAUGACAGUUCUAUGUUUUGAUGAAUCUUCUGUUGUAAAGCAAUGCAAUGUAACUGGGAAAUGGGAUACCUAUGACAGCAAGAUGGACAACCUUUGUCUUAAUCAAACAGAUACAGGUUACUUUAUCUUCAGAGUUUUCCGCAACGUUUAUCAAAAUUUGUAUUGCUCUACAUGCAAUGGCCUCUCUUCAACCGAGGUCUGUCAGAACAUAGUAGAAAAACACCCAUUGUCUCAACUCUAUACUCUUCUCAAUAUCAACAGGCUGGAUUCAGAUAUAUCUAAAAUAAAAUCAAGACGAUGUGGAAAUAACCAGAUUUUGGAUACAUUCUUUAACACAUGCCGGACGUUGUAUUGUUUGUGGAAUUCCAUUGCUAUCCGAGGCACAUGCAUACCUAUAUUUGAAACUGCACUAACUAUUGGUUACAAAUUCAAUUUAGAAUUGGUGCCAACAAACCAUACCAAUUUGACGCAAUUGACAGAGAAUGAUAUACGGAACAAUAUUGUUCGUAUUCAACAAAACAUAGCUUUCAAAAAAUGUGGGAUAUGUCAAUUUAGUACCUUUACUGAAAAUGUCGGCACGGAGACUACCUUUCAAAAGAUGUAUGUAUCGUUUUCAUUCAUUCCAACACCUCGAUGCAAAACUGAAUACAUAUGGUCAAAAUUUAUGGAAGCCGAAAACAAAUUUCCAAUGUUGUUAAAUCUAACAGUAAAUGAUAAAACAGUUGUCUUCAAGGCUUCUAUAGACUAUACAAUUUCCCUUUCACUUGCCAAAUGGACAAUUUUACAAGCCAAGUCGCCUCAACUGUGUCGACCCUUUACACCAGAGCGUGGUGAAAUGUGUCCUAAAGUAAAACUUCUCAAGCACGAAGUUGAAAGUGUAAUGAAAAAUCAUCCAAAAGCAGACGAACUUUUCUGGGUUUAUGAUAAGGAAGAUAUUAAUGGCUCUGUUUUCGUCUGCUGUAAUAAUUACAUCCUAUAUCAGACGUCGUUAAGUUCAGUGAAAUUUCACCUAAGCUCAGUAAUAACUUUAUUUAUCAUCAUAUUUCCUUUAACGAUGACAUUAUAG
Messenger RNA from Ruditapes philippinarum (Manila clam), 1695 nucleotides. RefSeq lists its product as uncharacterized. Bases 1 to 1695 code for a protein of 564 amino acids. The transcript is spliced from 3 exons. The record is from RefSeq and is a predicted model, not a curated record. Lineage: Eukaryota; Metazoa; Mollusca; Bivalvia; Venerida; Veneridae.